Messenger RNA from Conger conger (European conger), 5220 nucleotides. It is a transcript of the gene prkcba, whose product is annotated as protein kinase C, beta a. The transcript has 17 exons. Gene Ontology annotation, molecular function: ATP binding; zinc ion binding; diacylglycerol-dependent serine/threonine kinase activity. The record is from RefSeq and is a predicted model, not a curated record. Bases 204 to 2222 code for a protein of 672 amino acids. Gene Ontology annotation, biological process: protein phosphorylation. NCBI's taxonomy places the organism in Eukaryota, Metazoa, Chordata, Actinopteri, Anguilliformes, Congridae.
UUGUAGCGAGCGCGCAACUCGCAUCUUACUGUAGCAGCAGAGGCGGCGGGCGUGUGGUGUGUGAAGAGGGAAGAGCGGACUCGCUGCCAAAAGCGCAGUACUGUAACUACAGUAUAGCACUGCGAGCAGACUCUCAUUGCGCACAGGCACACAUACGCUCAUCUAAAAACAAAACUUAUUCUUUUAACACUUCCGUGUUCAAAAUGGCUGACCCCGUGCAACUGAGCAGCGACGGAGAAGGGGCCGAGAACACGAGAGGGUUUGCAAGGCAAGGUGCCCUGAGACAGAAGAAUGUACACGAAGUGAAGGACCACAAGUUUAUCGCCCGUUUCUUCAAGCAGCCGACCUUCUGCAGCCACUGCACGGACUUUAUCUGGGGAUUCGGUAAACAGGGAUUCCAGUGUCAAGUCUGCUGCUUCGUGGUGCACAAGCGCUGCCAUGAGUUCGUCACCUUCUCCUGUCCCGGCGCAGAUAAGGGUCCUGCCUCAGACGACCCACGGAGUAAACACAAGUUCAAGGUGCACACGUACUCCAGCCCCACCUUCUGCGAUCACUGCGGCUCCCUGCUGUACGGCCUCAUCCACCAGGGCAUGAAAUGUGACCACUGCAUGAUGAACAUCCACAAGCGCUGUGUGGCCAAUGUGCCCAGCCUCUGUGGGACCGACCACACGGAGCGGAGGGGCCGCAUCCACAUCAGCGCUGAGGUCAAGAGCAACGUGCUGACCGUCUCCAUUUUAGAGGCUAAGAACUUGGUACCCAUGGAUCCCAAUGGCCUGUCUGACCCCUAUGUCAAGCUGAAACUCAUCCCCGACCCCAAGAGUGAGAGUAAACAGAAGACCAGGACCAUCAAGUGUUCCCUCAACCCCACAUGGAAUGAAACUUUCACAUUCAACCUGAAGGAGUCGGACAAGGAUCGCCGACUCUCCGUGGAGAUCUGGGACUGGGACCUGACGAGCCGGAACGACUUCAUGGGAUCGCUGUCAUUCGGGAUCUCUGAGCUGCAGAAGAUGGGGGUGGAUGGAUGGUACAAACUGCUCGGUCAGGAGGAGGGCGAGUAUUUCAACGUCCCCGUCCCACCCGAGGGCGAAGACGGCAACGAGGAGCUGAGGGAAAAGUUUGAGAGAGCCAAAAUCGGUCCUGGCAAUAAGAACACCGACAGUUCCACCAACGCCAUCUCCAAAUUCGACAACAAUGGCAACCAGGACCGGAUGAAGCUGACUGACUUCAAUUUCCUCAUGGUGCUGGGCAAGGGCAGCUUUGGCAAGGUGAUGCUGGCGGAGAGGAAGGGCACUGAGGAGCUGUAUGCCAUCAAGAUCCUGAAGAAGGAUGUGGUGAUCCAGGAUGACGACGUGGAGUGCACCAUGGUGGAAAAGAGGGUGCUCGCGUUGUCGGGAAAGCCCCCCUUCCUCACAGCUCUUCACUCUUGUUUCCAGACUAUGGACCGUCUUUACUUUGUGAUGGAGUAUAUCAACGGAGGAGACCUCAUGUACCAGAUCCAGCAGGUUGGCAAGUUCAAGGAGCCACACGCUGUGUUCUACGCUGCGGAGAUCGCCAUCGGCCUGUUCUUCCUGCACUCGAAGGGCAUCGUAUACCGGGACCUGAAGCUGGAUAAUGUGAUGCUGGACUCGGAGGGACACAUCAAAAUCGCUGACUUUGGCAUGUGCAAGGAGAACAUGUGGGAUGGCGUGACCACAAAGACCUUCUGUGGCACACCUGAUUACAUCGCCCCUGAGAUCAUUGCCUACCAGCCAUAUGGCAAAUCUGUGGACUGGUGGGCUUUUGGGGUCCUGCUGUACGAGAUGCUGGCGGGAGAGCCCCCCUUCGAUGGAGAGGAUGAGGACGAGCUGUUCCAGUCCAUCAUGGAGCACCACGUGUCCUACCACAAAGCCAUGUCCAAGGAGGCCGUGGCCAUCUGCAAGGGGUUGAUGACCAAGCACCCCGGGAAGCGUCUGGGCUGCGGACCAGAGGGGGAGCGUGACAUCAAGGAACACGCCUUCUUCCGCUACAUGGACUGGGAGAAGCUGGAGAACAAGGAGGUUCAGCCACCUUUCAAACCAAAAUCCUGUGGCCGGGACGCCGAGAACUUUGACCGCUUUUUCACCCGCCAUCCUCCCGUCUUAACUCCACCCGACCAGGAGGUCAUCAUGAACCUCGACCAGGCCGAGUUUGAGGGGUUUUCCUACAUUAACCCUCAUUAUCCUCUUAUGGAAAUCCAGAGUUAAGGACAAUCAAAAAAAAGCGUAUUGCUAAAUCUUCUAGAUACAAUAUCUGUAACCACUUCUACCUGUUUAUGUAUAUGUACCAUUUCCAGCUGUACUGUACAUGUACAUAAACAAAAACAAAGAUGGCAAAACCAUUUAUUAGCCUUUUGGGUUAAAUCAAUUUGUGAAAAGCCCCUUGAAUGAUUUCCUGAAAUUUGAGACCAAUAUUUUACCUCUUUAUCAACAUUGCAUUGCCUAUUGAAUGUCCUUAUAAGAAAUCAGCCAGCUGUCCAUUGUGAUUCCAGAAAGUUCUAAAAUGUCCUUGGAUUUUUAUAUAUAAUGCUUUCAUUAGAUUUUCAUCACUGCACCCAGUACAGCUCCUCACCUUGCCAUUCCAGCCUAUGCAAUAAUGUGUUGCAUAGACAUUUUUGUUCCUUCAGAUUCUCAUCUCAACAAACCUGCCUUCUCCAAUAUUGGUGGAAGUCAUGUGAUACAAUCAUUGAUUUCUGGCUGAAAGAAUGAACCUCUGUCUAUAGCUACUCUGAUCUUGAUCUACAUCUGAGAUUUUUUUGCUCCUGGUUCCUUUUGUUUUUUCUCUCUAGUAGCGUAAGAUUUUUCCAGUCCCAAACAAAAUCUUGAAGGAAAAGCAAAAAUCUAAUUAAGUUAUUGUGCAUGUGCUUUUUUCAUAGCAAUUCCAAAACAAUAGCGUUAGUAAGAUAGUUGAAAUCAAAUAUUAUUUUAUCAUAAUUUGCUGAAUAUAUACAUACACGUAUACAAAUAUACAUAUGAUAGUUACAAUAACUAAUUGUUUUUUUUUCCAAGCAUGAAAAAGAUGUUUACAGGAUGACUCAAUCCAGCGGUUUGUUUGGUCCAACAUAGUGCUUCUGUCAUCGUGCUCCUCUGUAGUGGUGCUAUGGUCCUCUCGCCUGUACAUAGAGUGGCUCUGUAUUACCCCACUCCCUCUGGAACCAGAUUCCCCCUGCACCUUACACUCACACACACACACAUGUACACACACACACACUCAGACACUGCAGUAACUCUCCAAAUCUGGGAAUGUACCAUUUCCCUGUGCAAUGGCUGUAUCAACAGAGCCCAUCUCUGAAGAACAGCAUGUCCGCCUGUGAUAAACAUGUUAAUGGCUCCCUGGCCUGUGUCGUUUGUUAUGGGUGUUAUGGCUGACGUCAUGGGAGCAGGAACAGUGGUGCCAGACCAGGCUCCUUCAGCACUGUGCAGAGGUUGGGUAGGGGGGCGGCACAUUGGACAGCCGUGUGAGAGAUUGGCGAGCCGUCACCCAGCAACUUCACCUUACUUUGACCUUUUGCAGCAUGUUGCCUUCAAAAGCAAACAGCCAGCAUAACCAAAAUCUCUCGGAGAGACAUGUUGGUGGCAUUUUGCGGAAGAUGACAUUCCUUACACUUAAGUAAUUAAACUAUUACAGGGAUACUAAUACAGUUUAAUGCUUACACGUGGCGACCUUCACUGCAAAUAGUUUUUAACAGGGUGAAGAUUAUACAGUGUGGCAGUGAAAACAUGCUUGUUAAAACUUGUGCCUGUAGUUGUUUCAGUGUUAUUCUUGUUGACAACCGCUAGUUUCCAACUUCCUGAGACAAAGAGCACUGUUAAAAGGUCAUGAACAAUUUGAAAUGCUGGCCAUGCAGGCAGACAAAUAAAUAAAUAAAUGGUCUGCGGGAUAAUUCAGUUGGUAUGUAAGGCCUGUCUUCUUUCCUGAAAUGCCAUUUUGUUUGUCUGUAACAGAAGCUAAUCUGUGGUCAAUGGUGCACAGCAGACUCCUCUGUGCUGUCAAGGGCUUGGCCCUGUAGCUCCCGCAGUGUCUAUACUGGCAAGCAAGCCCUUUCCACUGCAUUUACCCACAUACUAUAUACUGUAUAUGGAGGAUUCUGAAUAUGAAUGGGUCGACAUGUACACCCAUUUCAAAUAAUGAAAUCUUCUCAAAUUAUCUGAAGUGCAGCUCAAUAACUGUUAGAAUGACUGGGUACUAGUAAAUUUAAACCAUCAUCGAAAACCACUGGUUCUUCAUACCUGACCUUACACUAUCGGAGUGUUAAGCUUCAAAUAAUACUGUUUAUAAUAUUUUCCAAUAAUUAUUGUCUGGUAAUAAAUAAUCAUUUGUUUUUGUUUUGUUUUUUUUAUUUCUGGGCUAGAUUAUUAUUAAGAAGAUUUAUUACUUUAGUUAUCUAUAUUGAUAUAGAAGAAUCGUAAUUUCUGCCAAAACUGGUGUGUAGAUUAUUACAGGGCUUUCAUAUUUUUGUAAGCAUCUCAUAAAAAAUCUUGAUACACACUGCUGUGCAAAAAUCUUAGACAUUUAGCAUUUUCAUACUAAGAUGCAUAAGGAAAUCAAAUCUUUGUAUAUGAUUGAGGCAAUCUGAUUUUUCAGAUGGAUGAAAAAGGCUAUCGAUACGCGUGUUUGAAUGUUACUGUAAUAAAUGUGGUAUACCAUUCCACCAUGUUUACGACAAAAUAAUCUAGAUCUUCUUUAACAGGUUUUAGUGUUAUUUAAGGGGCAGGGUGGAAAACUGUAAUAAUGUAUAUUGUGUAUCAUUUGAAAAUUGUACAUUUUCAGGUGUAUUCACAUUUAAUGCAAAUGUUUGUUUCCUUGUCUAUCAAAGUAUAACAAUGGUAAAUGUCUCUUGCACAACAGUGUCUAUAGUGUGUGCACAAAUAAUGUGUCAAAUUAUGUUUAGUAAAGUUCUUGCAUAUUAUGUGGUCGGGAUUCUGUCUGUGAGCCUUACAGUAUUGUAUAAAAAAAGGAAAAAAAUAAUUUUAAUGUUAAGAUAUGUCUUUUCUAAACUGAGGAUAUCAAAGUUUUUCAUUAACAAAAAAUGCAUUGUGCAUGUGCUUAAGUAACAGUUGUAAUGUCAUGUUCUUUUUGACCAUUCGUGCUUCAGUGGGUGCUUCAUGCUACUGUGUGGGCUUUGUACACUUUAACUCAGAUGCUGUUAAUGUGCCAAAGUAUUUUCCAAAAAAAGAAUAUAUUAAAUAAAACUUUACAUGAUGA